Messenger RNA from Owenia fusiformis, 977 nucleotides. The record is from the annotation of a GenBank genome assembly. Lineage: Eukaryota; Metazoa; Annelida; Polychaeta; Sabellida; Oweniidae.
GUGAACCGUUUACAGUGUUGCAUAUACUCAUGACUUAAUGAAACAGCAGAAUAGAUGUUUAAAAUUCACAUUCACACUUCAGGAGUUCCAUAUUUUUGUAUUGUAUCAGGAUUAUUGCAAGGAUCUAAAUAUAUGAGAGGCAAACUUUGAAAUACAGAUUGAAUUCUGUGCAGCUUUACCAUAGAUGUCAAAAAUGUCUGUUUAUGUCAUAUACGACCUUGACAAUAACUGUUUCAAAAUAGGAAAGAGCGAUGAUGUUGAAGGACGUUUAAGUGAGAUCCGUGAGCAACACCCGAGAGCAGUCGAAGUGAUGAGACAAACAGUUAGAACUGAGCAUGCCUCCGCUGCCGAAUCUGCGGCUCAUUCAAGGGUCCAGACACGUCUCAAUAUGGUGCCAAUAUGUAUCGAUCCUAAUGACUCUGAUUGGUUUAAACCAUCAAUUAGAGGAAUAACAAAAAGGACAAUAGAACAGACAAUAAAAGAAGCUAUCAUACAGUACACAUAGAUGGCGCUUUGGUUAGUAAACUUAUCAGGUCCUGUGAUGAAUCAUGUAACAAAAAAUAAUAUGAUGGUUUAUAUUAUAAUUUCAAUUAGGGACAAUAUUCCCCACUCAACAGCUAGUAAAAUAUCAUAUUUUCUAUUAGUGGGUUAAAGCUUAUCAUUAUCAAUUAUUUCUAAGAAAGGUUUUUGGCUACCUUUGUCAAUUGCAGUACUUUGUCAAUAUGCAGUAAGUUAAAGUGUGUUGGAACUACGCUAAUGUGAAAAAAAUUGUAUUGAUCAUUUGUUAAGGAUCUUAACUUAGGCAUUUUAUGAUUGAAAUCAUUUUUGACUUAUCAGACUAAUAUAGGAGGAUUGGCUCCCAGAGUGCAACAUCGAUAUUUUUGCCAUAUAUGGGCAUGUCGUGAUUACAAAAUUUGAAUUCAAACAGCCGCCAUUUUGUUCGCUUCAGCAUUUGGAUCAUGAAUUUUGGUCUUAUU